Messenger RNA from Knipowitschia caucasica, 3186 nucleotides. The record is from the annotation of a GenBank genome assembly. Lineage: Eukaryota; Metazoa; Chordata; Actinopteri; Gobiiformes; Gobiidae.
AUGUCCGAUUCCAACCUCCUCACCCCCAACACUCACCUCCUCACCCCCAACACUCACCUCCUCACCCCCAACACUAACCUCCUCACCCCCAACACUAACCUCCUCACCCCCAACACUCACCUCCUCACCCCCAACACUAACCUCCUCACUCCCAACACUCACCUCCUCACCCCCAACACUAACCUCCUCACUCCCAACACUCACCUCCUCACCCCCAACACUAACCUCCUCACUCCCAACACUAACCUCCUCACCCCCAACACUAACCUCCUCACCCCCAACACUAACCUCCUCACCCCCAACACUAACCUCCUCACCCCCAACACUCACCUCCUCACCCCCAACACUAACCUCCUCACUCCCAACACUAACCUCCUCACUCCCAACACUCACCUCCUCACCCCCAACACUCACCUCCUCACCCCCAACACUAACCUCCUCACUCCCAACACUAACCUCCUCACUCCCAACACUAACCUCCUCACUCCCAACACUAACCUCCUCACCCCCAACACUCACCUCCUCACUCCCAACACUCACCUCCUCACUCCCAACACUCACCUCCUCAACCCCAACACUAACCUCCUCACCCCCAACACUAACCUCCUCACCCCCAACACUAACCUCCUCACCCCCAACACUAACCUCCUCACCCCCAACACUAACCUCCUCACCCCCAACACUAACCUCCUCACCCCCAACACUAACCUCCUCACCCCCAACACUAACCUCCUCACCCCCAACACUAACCUCCUCACCCCCAACACUCACCUCCUCACUCCCAACACUCACCUCCUCACUCCCAACACUCACCUCCUCACUCCCAACACUCACCUCCUCACUCCCAACACUCACCUCCUCACUCCCAACACUCACCUCCUCACUCCCAACACUCACCUCCUCAUUCCCAACACUAACCUCCUCACCCCCAACACUAACCUCCUCACCCCCAACACUAACCUCCUCACCCCCAACACUCACCUCCUCACCCCCAACACUCACCUCCUCACUCCCAACACUCACCUCCUCACCCCCAACACUAACCUCCUCACUCCCAACACUCACCUCCUCACCCCCAACACUAACCUCCUCACCCCCAACACUAACCUCCUCACCCCCAACACUAACCUCCUCACCCCCAACACUCACCUCCUCACCCCCAACACUAACCUCCUCACUCCCAACACUCACCUCCUCACUCCCAACACUCACCUCCUCACCCCCAACACUAACCUCCUCACUCCCAACACUCACCUCCUCACCCCCAACACUAACCUCCUCACUCCCAACACUAACCUCCUCACCCCCAACACUAACCUCCUCACCCCCAACACUAACCUCCUCACCCCCAACACUAACCUCCUCACCCCCAACACUCACCUCCUCACCCCCAACACUAACCUCCUCACUCCCAACACUAACCUCCUCACUCCCAACACUCACCUCCUCACCCCCAACACUCACCUCCUCACCCCCAACACUAACCUCCUCACUCCCAACACUAACCUCCUCACUCCCAACACUAACCUCCUCACUCCCAACACUAACCUCCUCACCCCCAACACUCACCUCCUCACUCCCAACACUCACCUCCUCACUCCCAACACUCACCUCCUCACCCCCAACACUAACCUCCUCACCCCCAACACUAACCUCCUCACCCCCAACACUAACCUCCUCACCCCCAACACUAACCUCCUCACCCCCAACACUAACCUCCUCACCCCCAACACUAACCUCCUCACCCCCAACACUAACCUCCUCACCCCCAACACUAACCUCCUCACCCCCAACACUAACCUCCUCACCCCCAACACUAACCUCCUCACCCCCAACACUAACCUCCUCACUCCCAACACUAACCUCCUCACCCCCAACACUAACCUCCUCACCCCCAACACUCACCUCCUCACUCCCAACACUCACCUCCUCACUCCCAACACUCACCUCCUCACUCCCAACACUCACCUCCUCACUCCCAACACUCACCUCCUCACUCCCAACACUCACCUCCUCACUCCCAACACUCACCUCCUCACUCCCAACACUCACCUCCUCAUUCCCAACACUAACCUCCUCACCCCCAACACUAACCUCCUCACCCCCAACACUAACCUCCUCACCCCCAACACUAACCUCCUCACCCCCAACACUCACCUCCUCACCCCCAACACUCACCUCCUCACUCCCAACACUCACCUCCUCACCCCCAACACUAACCUCCUCACUCCCAACACUAACCUCCUCACCCCCAACACUAACCUCCUCACUCCCAACACUCACCUCCUCACCCCCAACACUAACCUCCUCACCCCCAACACUCACCUCCUCACCCCCAACACUAACCUCCUCACUCCCAACACUAACCUCCUCACUCCCAACACUCACCUCCUCACCCCCAACACUCACCUCCUCACUCCCAACACUAACCUCCUCACUCCCAACACCUCCUCACCCCCAACACUCACCUCCUCACCCCCAACACUCACCUCCUCACCCCCAACACUCACCUCCUCACCCCCAACACUCACCUCCUCACCCCCAACACUCACCUCCUCACCCCCAACACUCACCUCCUCACCCCCAACACUCACCUCCUUACCCCCAACACUCACCUCCUCACCCCCAACACUCACCUCCUCACCCCCAACACUCACCUCCUCACCCCCAACACUCACCUCCUCACCCCCAACACUCACCUCCUCACCCCCAACACUCACCUCCUCACCCCCAACACUCACCUCCUCACCCCCAACACUCACCUCCUCACCCCCAACACUCACCUCCUCACCCCCAACACUCACCUCCUCACCCCCAACACUCACCUCCUCACCCCCAACACUCACCUCCUCACCCCCAACACUCACCUCCUCACUCCCAACACUCACCUCCUCACCCCCAACACUCACCUCCUCACCCCCAACACUCACCUCCUCACCCCCAACACUAACCUCCUCACCCCCAACACUAACCUCCUCACCCCCAACACUCACCUCCUCACCCCCAACACUCACCUCCUCACUCCCAACACUAACCUCCUCACCCAACACUAACCUCCUCACCCCCAACACUCACCUCCUCACCCCAACACUCACCUCCUCACCCCCAACACUCACCUCCUCACCCCCAACACUCACCUCCUCACCCCCAACACUAACCUCCUCACCCCCAACACUAACCUCCUGA